UAUAAAUAUACCCUUUUAGAGGAAGAAGGAAGAUAUUAUUUUUCUUUACUUUAAAAGUCUCAGUAUCAACCUACACUGUUAUAGCAGUUUUGGAGGAAAUAAAAGGAUGGUCAAGUUGCCGCCUUUGAAAGUCUUGUUUAUCAUCAAAUGUGGACUGCUUUCUUUUGUUCACAGUCAAAAUGUACAAAUAUCAACCAGGUUCAUGUCGGGAAACGUAAUAUUUACAUGGACGCCGUCAAACUAUUCCGCCUAUUACAUCCUCAUUACCAGAGACACAACAAGGGAUAGAAGCUGGACCAGUGUUUCUGAUACACAGUACACUGUGAGGGAUGUAUUACUGUAUGACAACAUCACUAUCAACGUAAGAACACCUGGAUCAGCUACUGACAACACAAUGACAUACAAUGUCUUCAAAAUUAAAACCAAGGUAGGACACACAGUGAAUCUAUCAUGGACAGCGGCGUACUUUCCAUCAGCCGGACAAUAUAAUGCCUACCACACAUACAGAGAAAACAGAACUAUAUUCAGUGUUAGAAGCAGUGGAGUCAGCUAUGGAGGAUAUGAUCAGUCGACAAAGUACACAUACCUCACCAGACCGUUUGCUUCCAUUAACAUCAUGUUUGCGAUAAGGGACAUAACUUUGGAUGACGCUGGAUAUUACAAUGGUGGAACGUUGGCUGAAGCUGCUUGGUCAGGAGGGGGUGUUAUACUGAUUGUACACAACAAACCUUCGAAGCCAAAGAUAACAGGAGACUUUAACGUUGAGGCCAAUAGCUACAUUACACUGACGUGUUCUAGUCAAUCCACCUCAGCCCCUGACUACUACUCCAAGCUCGUCACCUUGUCCUACACCUGGUUGGUCAACGACACAAGGAUAAGUGGAGAAACCAGAGAAACCCUGAGAUUAUAUGUUACAAGAAAUUUUAAGUACAACAGAUACACGAGUACAGCGAGAGAAAAAGAUCUUGAGUCUGACAGGAGUGACCCAGUACAGAUAAACCCUCUGUACGGACCGGACAUAUUGAUUAUCACUCCACAACCUACUCUGAACAUCAAUGACAAAUUAACAGUAAGGGAAGGGGAGACCAUUGGUCCCUUUGUUUGUACAGCGGAUUGCAAUCCACCGUGUAAUAUAACGUGGAGAGUAAAAACAUCCGAUGGAUUCAGUGAUGCUCGUUCAGAGAUGGGGACGUUAAUGCAACAGGUAGUACAGAGGGAUAUGCGAUUAUUCCGAUGCCAAGCAAAUCGGGGAAAUAAGACAUCAAAACAAGGAUUUGAGCUUGAUGUCCAAUAUUUAGAUGAUACUCUCUUGUAUAUCAAUGGCGAAAUGAUAAGUAAUAUCGAGUUGAAUGAAAACGCGCAAAUGAGAAUAUCGUGUCACGUGGAUGGAAAUCCCACCCCCACAAUACGUCUCAGAAGGGGUCAGGGAUACACUGAACUCGAACAGAGACAGGGGACAUGGCUGAACUACACUAUAGACAUGGCUCAGUGUACCGACACAGACACAUAUAGAUGUAGAGGGACAUCUACAGGAUUCAGCAACACAGAUAAAGUGAUAAACAUCAACGUUCUAUGUAACACCAGAUUUGAUAAAGCCGGUAGUUUCAAAUCCACAUAUGGGUCAAAAAGUGGAACGGAUACCACAAUACAUGUUGCUGUUCCAAUCAUUGCUUACCCUCCUCCACAAUCAUCUGACUUCAAGUGGGACGGUCCUGUGCCAGUGCCUGUGACGUCAACUAUUUCUACAGGAGAUGUGUCAUACAAACACGUGAUCGAAAGCUUCAUCCCCGUGAAGGAUCAUACUUAUUUUGGAAACUACACACUGUCAUACAAAGAACAAACAGUCACUAGAAUCACAAUCAACGCUGAAGAUAACCUUUUGGAAAAUUCAAGUAUGGAUUCAUCAGGAGAAGUGGCAUCGAGAUCAUGUUUUAUUGCAAUCUCCCUGGUUUCUAUUCUCCUGGGACUGACGUGGUUUAUGGUGGCAGUGUUUUUUGUAUAUAACAGACGAUGUCGCAAUGUUAAUCAGAAUAGUAAACAUGGCGAAGAAAGCACCCAACUUCAAACUCAAAACAUGACACAACAUUACGAUGACGUACAGGGUACAGUUGUAGACCAACUCGAAGCGCAAAAUAUGACACAACAUUACGAUGAUGUACAGGGUAGGGUUGAUGAAGGAAACUACACGGACCUAAAGGAAGGCAGGACAGUUGCAGAGGGAGAUUACACCGAACUAGGUCAAUGUGACCCAGAAACUCCUUACGAGAAGUUAAAGGAAUGAAUAGCGACGAAAAGGAGAAAGAAUUCAAGAGAAGGUUACAUACGUGACAUACUUUAUGGCGAGAUAUACACAAUGUCUUGGUUAUGUAAUUGAAGCAAAAAAUGAUUAUAUUUUUUCCCCAUUAAUUCCUGUGUAAAUAUUCGACCCCUCUCCCGAAGUAAUUGAAUGACAUAAAUUUACAUGAAGAAGCCUGCACAGACGAUUCCGCUUUUUUCAACAACAAUUUUAUUUUGUUUUUUGUUGUUUGUUUUUUUUUAAAUCAACAAUUUUUUUAAAACUUCUUAAUCAUUUUUCCUAAGAGAAAAAAAAAUAGCUCUUUAUUUCUAAGAAAUUUGGAUUUUCUUUACGCAAUAAUAUAUUGUGCAAAAUUUGGUUGAGAUAUGAGGUUCUGAAGAAGAUUAAAAACAAAUAAAUCGUACAUACGU
Messenger RNA from Magallana angulata, 2706 nucleotides. RefSeq names its product carcinoembryonic antigen-related cell adhesion molecule 5-like. Bases 107 to 2281 code for a protein of 724 amino acids. The transcript has 9 exons. The record is from RefSeq and is a predicted model, not a curated record. Gene Ontology annotation, biological process: heterophilic cell-cell adhesion. Lineage: Eukaryota; Metazoa; Mollusca; Bivalvia; Ostreida; Ostreidae. Gene Ontology annotation, cellular component: cell surface.